GACAUCAGACAGCUCAUGAAAACAGUGAGAAGUUAUAAUUAUCGGUGCGGCGAAAAGCUGUGUACCAGGCAGCCAAAGGAGCUUUAGUAAAGCCAACAUUUUCAGCCAUAUGAAAUGCGUUUUAAUGCUUUUUUCCACCAAUGAGAAGUAAACAAUGCUAUCUGCACAGGUCAGCGAAGAGCCAAGAGCUGCCGAGAGCCGGCCCAGCGGUAGUGUGUCCGUUGGUGAACAACCGGGUACGAGUGGGAUUCAAGCACGCCUGCAGCAGCAGCCUCAGCAGCCCGUGAAGCGACCCGCGCCUUCGGAAGGCGAAGAUGGCGGUAGUAGGAAACGCCCACGGCAGGGUGUCCCAAGCAGAAGCAGGUCCCCCAGAAUGGAUGAGGUGGUGGCAGAUCUAUCUGCGAGUUACGGUCAUUCAGUUGACCUGUAUGACCAGAACCUAACUGUUCUGCAGGACCUCGCGACUGGUGUCCGGGCGCUCACCGAUGCUAUAGCUCAGCAGGCUGCUGACAUCGCUCAGGUGGGAGACACCUUGCUCCGCCAAACUCUGGCCCAGGAACGCCUGGCUACUGCUGCAGAGCGACAAGUGCAGCAGAAUGACAUGAUGCUGCAGGAACUCCGCACCUUGACUAGGAUGGCCCCAGCAUUUAUCCCACUGCAGGCGUAA
This is a messenger RNA of Dermacentor silvarum, 667 nucleotides long. RefSeq lists its product as uncharacterized. NCBI's taxonomy places the organism in Eukaryota, Metazoa, Arthropoda, Arachnida, Ixodida, Ixodidae. The coding region runs from base 155 to 667 and encodes 170 amino acids. The record is from RefSeq and is a predicted model, not a curated record. The transcript is spliced from 5 exons.